Phragmites australis (common reed) is the source of this 4100-nucleotide messenger RNA. Its product is annotated as protein Rf1, mitochondrial-like. Lineage: Eukaryota; Viridiplantae; Streptophyta; Magnoliopsida; Poales; Poaceae. The record is from RefSeq and is a predicted model, not a curated record. The transcript has 3 exons. The coding region runs from base 518 to 2986 and encodes 822 amino acids. Gene Ontology annotation, molecular function: protein binding.
AAGAUGAAUAUUAGUGAAUUUUUUCACAGAAGAUCACAAUUUUAUGUAAAGGGAAAAAUACUACUGCGAACAGUGAUUUCAACGAACACUGUUCACUCGGCGUGUAACUACAGCCCCUGCGUCGCUCGUAGCCUGCUUACCGACGUAUAAUUUUGUAAUUUUUUAUUAAGAGUUAUUUAUUUAAAUAUUAAUGUUAGAAAAUAUAAAAAUAAAAUAAACUCAGCAAUUUGCACGCCCCAAAACUCCCACCGGCCAGCCAGACCUGUGCGGGUGCAGCAGUCCAAUGGGUGGUCCAAAUAGGGGCCUCCCGUCGACCCCUCGACGGCUUCCCUCGUCUCUCAGUCACAAUCUCCAUCGCUGCAGCUGCCACGUCUGAGCACGGCCGCGGGCAGCGGCAGUGCUAGUGGGCUGCCGUCUUCCCCCGGUCUUCUCCUCCCACCUCCUACGCCAAUUUUUCUUUCAGACUUCCCGCGUCCCGCCGCUGCCUCCGCGGCUCCUGCCUCUUCGGGUCGGGCGCAUGUCCCGCCGCGUCCACGCCGGCGGCGGUUCCCGACUGGAGCGCGUCAUCCAGGACCGGUACUACGCCGGAUGCAUCGACCCCGGGGACGCGCUCCGCCUGUUCGACGAAUUGCUCCAGCAAGAUGGGAAAUCCUCGAUUCGUGCCGUCAACUGCCUCCUCACCGCCGCCGCCCGUGACAGCCCCGCGCCCGCCGUCUCCCUCUUCAACCGCGUGGCGCGGGCCGGCGCCGAGAAGGUGGCUCCCGAUGUGUGCACAUUCGGCGUCCUCAUCCGCUGCUGCUGCCGCGCGGGCGAACUGAGCCUCGGGCUUGCCGCGUUCGGGCAGAUCCUCAAGACGGGGUUGAGGGUGAAGGCCAUCGCCGUUAAUCAAUUGCUCCACGGCCUCUGUGUGGGGAAGAGGGUGGGCGAGGCCAUGGACGUAGUGCUCCGACGAAUGCCCGAGCUCGGUUGCACGCCUGAUGUCUUCUCCUACAACACUCUUCUCAAGGGGCUCUGUGGUGACAAGAAGAGUCAAGAAGCGCUCGAGAUGAUCCACAUUAUGGCUGAUGAUGGAGGCAACUGCGCUCCAGAUGUGGUGUCAUAUAACACCGUCAUUGACGGCUUCUUUAAAGAGCACGAGGUGGGGAAAGCUUACAGUCUAUUUCGUGAAAUGCUGGAUUGUGGGAUUUCGCCAGAUGUUGUGACUUACAACUCAAUCAUUGAUGGCCUGUGCAAGGCUCAAGCUAUGGACAAGGCUGAGGCGGUUCUACAGCAGAUGUUUGAUAAAGGUGUUGUGCCAGAUGGCACCACGUACAGUAGUCUUGUGCAUGGAUAUUGCACUUCAGGACAGUGGAUGGAGGCAGUUAUAAUGUUGAAAGAAAUGUCCAGAAAGGGUCUUGGACCCAAUAUUGUUACUUAUAACUCGAUUAUGGACUAUCUUUGCAAGAAGGGAAGAUGUGCAGAUGCUAGAAAGAUUUUUGAUUCCAUGAUCGAGAAAGGCCGAAAACCUAAUGUUACUACGUAUAGUGUUCUUCUUCAUGCAUAUGCUACCAGAGGAGCUCUUGAUGAUAUGCACAAUCUACUCACUUUGAUGACAGCAAAUGGUAUUGCACCUGAUCAUCAUGUCUUCAACAUAUUGAUAUGUGCGUAUGGUAAAUAUGAAAUGGUUGAUGAAGCAGUGCUUAUAUUUACAAAAAUGCAGCAGCAAGGACUGAAACCUAAUAUAGUGAGCUAUGGAACUAUAAUAGAUGCACUUUGCAAACUUAGUAGAGUGGAUGAUGCCAUGUCCCAAUUCAACCAGCUUAUCAAUGAAGGAUUUACUCCUAACGUCAUAAUUUUUACCUCCCUAAUUUAUGGUCUCUGUACCCUUGGCAAAUGGAAGGAGGCUGAGGGAUUAGCUUUUGAAAUGAUCAAAACAGGCAUCCACCCCAAUGCUGUCUUCUUCAACAUGAUAAUGGGCAACCUAUGCAAAGAAGGAAGGGUUAUGGAAGCCCAAAAUAUCUUGGACUUGAUGGUUCAUAUAGGUGUGAAACCUGAUGUCAUUACAUACAGUACUCUAAUAGAUGGAUGUUGCUUAGCUCGUAAGAUGGAUGAAGCGAUGAAGCUACUUGAUGAUAUGGUCGUUGUUGGCCUGCAACCUAAUGUUGUACUAUAUAAUACGCUGAUAAAUGGAUUUUGCUUAGAUGGAAAGAUGGAUGAAGCGAUGACGCUAUUUGCUAGUAUGGUUGCUGUUGGCUUGCAACCUGAUGAUGUUACCUAUGGUACGGUGAUCAAUGGCUACUGUAAGAAUGGAAGGACAGAGGAUGGAUUAGCUCUUAUCAGAGAUAUGUUGAACAAGGGUGUAAAACCUGAUGUCAUUACAUAUAACAUAAUGCUGCAAGGGUUAUUUCGGACUGGAAGGACUGCUGCUGCAAUGGAACUCUAUCUCAAGUUGAUCAACAGUGGAACACGCUUUGAUAUUUUCACAUACGGUAUAAUUCUAGAAGGACUUUGUAAAAAUAAUCACAUCCAUGAGGCACUCCAAAUGUUUCAGAGCCUGUGCUUGAUGGAUUUUCGACUUGAUACUAGAAGUUACAAUAUUAUGAUUGAUGCCUUGCUUAGAUAUGGUAGGAAGGAUGAAGCCCUGGGUUUGUUUGCUGCUAUAUCGGCUAAUGGUUUAGUGCCUGAUGUUGUGACCUACAGAUUAAUAAUAGUAUAUCUUAUAGAAGAAGGGUUGCUAGAAGAGUCUGAUGACAUGUUUCUAUCUACGGAGAAUAAUGGCUGCGCCGCCAACUCCCUUAUGCUAAAUGCUAUAGUUAGAAGCUUACUUCGCAAAAAUGUGAAUGACAAGGCUGGGACUUACCUCUAUAAAAUUGAUGAACGGGGCUUCUCUCUUGAAGCUUCUACAGCUUCCUUGUUGAUAUCUAUGUUCUCACAAGGAAAGUAUCAGCAUGAUCUGAAGUUUCUACCUGAAAAAUAUCAUUUUCACAUGGAAGCCUGCAACGGUUGACACAUUUGCUGGAACGGUUUGAUUUCUGAUUCUAAGAAAAGAGUGCUAGUUAAUUAAGGUCCAGGCCUUUUCUUAGUCAAAGCACAAUUGCCUUAUCAAAUAGGUGCACUUCACCUGUCCUUAUUUUGCACGCUGGCAAGCUCCUGUUGUAUUCUGUUGGGUUUGUAGAAAAGCUAUUAUUAUCUUGCAGAUUAUUCUUUUAUGUUCUGUAGAAUGAUGCUUGAAUGCUUGAUAAGUUGAUAAUACACCAAAAGGCUGAAAGAAGGCAAAAUGGUCCAAUUCGUGGGAUACUUCAUCUGAGGUGCGCAUUUGAAGAUGAUGGCAUCAUUGUAAAAGGUCGUAGGUAUAUGGUUUGAUUUACAAGAAACCUGAAUGGUGGUGCAUGGAGAAUCUGAAUGUUUGGAUCACCCCAGUGAACAUCCUCUGUUUUUGCUGGGUUGAAGUCUUGAAGACCGAAUAAUCAUCGGCCGGGGGACCUGCAACCUCUGCAGUGUGAGAGCAGAGAGCCCUCUGAAUCUACAGAAAAACUACACCCUGUGGAGAAAAGGCUCCUCCGGGUGCUGUCCAAGAGCAUGAAUCCUGCUUUGAGUGGUGGAGCAAAAGGAGCCAAGCACCCGUGUCAUCUAUUCGGACGCACGGUCGGCGAGCAGCAGCAAACCAGGGCUAGAGUAGAGCAGUCUUGUGCAAAGAAUCGGUCAGGCUACUCGUACCAUUCCAGGCACCGGAUCUGUGGGCAGACAAGUCGCGUGCAAAUGAAUAUUCUGCUUACGGGAUCACUGUGUCAGCCUUCCAGCUUCCAUUUCUGCUAGGGAGUGUUCCCUGUGUAAUGGAGAUUUGCUUGUCGUCAGCGUAAGCAUGUCCAAUUUGUUCACACCGUGCAAACCCUCUUCGGUGAUGGAUUCGCAUCCUGACUUGCUUCGGUAAAGUCAGAGGUGCUACAGUCACUUGCAGUUUGUAUAUUUCCGUCCACGGGAUCACGAAUGUACGGUCAGGAUUUUGGUGAUACAGUAUUGCUACAGUACCUUUUCAACGGUGAUAAGCUGUAUUUUACUGUUUAUACACUCAUGAAUUACUAUAGCACCUCUGACUUUACCGAAGAGGAUGCGGGUCCCUU